AUGUCAACCGUAGAUUAUUCAAACAACUGGCGCAGAAAAAGAUUGGCCAAUUACAAUAAUGAGCCAUCAAAGGCCGAUGUUUCUUCUAAUUGGAGAUCUAAUAGAGAUAACCCUGUCAUACCUGAUGCAGUGCCAAAUCGUACUAACCGAAAGAACAAUAAUAAUGGGAAAAAACAAGACAUGAAGCCUUCUCAUGAACAAUUUGACUGGAGUGAUCCUGAGGAAAUACAUCCAAACGGAGGCCAUACAAAAGUAAGCACAGUAAACGAUUGGAAUGAGUUUUCGAAGAUGAGUGCGCAACAGUCCACAUCAGACAACGAUCAAUGGAAUGACGAUUGGACUCAGAGACCAACACCUGAAAAAACAGUAAAAAAGACAUGGGAAACAGAAAUCACUUGGGACCUAGACAUAAAUAUAAUGAAGAAUACAUUCUCAAACGAGGCUUAUAACCAACCCCGCAAGCAUGAGGAGCCAGAAUAUGUUCACCAAGAUGAUAGAAAUAAAUUUGACAGACGACAAAUGUUUAAUCCAUACAUAAGCCCAAAGGAAAUAGAGGAUGGUCUGAACAAUGGCACAUUAUAUCAAGGUGAGAUGAGGUUAUCAAGGAAUAGACAAGACGCCUAUGUAAAAUGCGAUGAUCUGGAUUCAGAUAUAUACAUUGGUGGAUCCAGAGACCGAAAUAGAGCACUUCAGGGUGACUUAGUGGCCGUUCGUAUGCUGGAUGUAGAUACCAUUUGGGAGCUGAGAAAAAUACGUGAGACUGAAAGAGCUGAAAAGCGAAAGCUGCAUAAUAAUAGUACAGAUGUCGCACAAGAUACGGAAGAUCAGCCUGAUUCAGACAUGACAACCCAGAGUGAAGAUGAAGAAGAACAUAAGCCCAAGUAUGCUGGAGAAGUAGUUGCGAUCCUAUAUAGACCAGAACAUACAACAUAUUCUGGAACAAUUGUGCUCACCAAACAUAAGGAAAGUAACGAAAAUAACAACGGAAAUGAAGAAAACAACGUACAAUGCGAAGAACAAAAGGAACUACCUCGUGUUGUUUGGUUUAAGCCGACAGACAAGAGAGUACCACUCAUUGCUCUCUUUGGGCGUGAAAUUCCAAGUGAUAUUCGUGAAAAUGAGGAGUACUACAAGAGUCACUUAUUUGCUGCUGAAAUUCGACGGUGGCAAAUUACAGAUACUAAUCCAGCAGGAAGAAUCGUAAAGGAGAUUGGUCCGAUAGGUUAUCUCGCUGCUGAAAAAGCAGCUGUUUUAGCAGACAACAGUAUCAUUGACGCGGAUUUUUCUCCUGUUGCGCUUCAUAGCCUACCAGAACUUCCCUGGAGCAUACCUAUGGUUGAAUAUAAAAAUCGUCUUGACCUUAGACGAGAACGUGUAUUCACGAUUGAUCCAUCAACUGCAAAAGAUCUUGAUGAUGCAUUACACAUCAAGCCCAUGAAGGACGGCAAUUACGAGGUUGGCGUCCAUAUUGCGGAUGUCACUUACUUUUUAAGACAAGGGACACCUUUAGAUAGUGAAGCAGAGUGUCGUGGAACAAGCACAUACCUAGCAGAUAAGGUCAUUCCUAUGCUUCCUAGUGUACUAUGUGAGGAACUCUGUAGCCUGAACCCUGGUGUAGAAAGGCAAGUUAUUAUUAUAUUUUUAUGGAUUAUGGAUAAAACAGGCAAGAUAAAAAGGAAAUGGUUUGGAAGGACGAUCAUAAGAUCUUGUGCCAGACUAGCGUAUGAACAUGCUCAAACAGUCAUUGAAGGUGGCAGGCUUCCUGACAGUGUUUUACUAUAUGGUGAUCAUACGACGGAGGGCAUCGAAUUUGAUAUACGUACGCUAUAUGAGAUAUCUGUACAUAUGCGUCAAAGAAGAAAAGACGGUGGAUCGCUGUCCUUACAUUCAGUCAAACUCAGAUUUGAACUAGACCCCAAUGGUGAUCCUGUUUCUUUCUAUCGAGCAGAAUCCAAGGAAGCAAAUAAACUUGUGGAAGAAUUCAUGUUAUGUGCUAACAUAUCAGUAGCAAACAAGAUCCUGUCUGCUUUUCCUCAAGAAGCAUUUCUACGUCGGCAUGAAUUACCUAUCGAAAGACGACUUGACGCAUUUCUUAAGCUCACCGAUGCGAUCGGCCUAGAUUUUGACGGUAGCACGGCUGGCACUCUCCAAGCAUCUUUUAAUAAGAUUGAUAAUCCCGAUGUUAAAUCCGUUUUGCUUGUGCUGUGUAUUCGUACGAUGCAACGAGCGAAAUACUUUUGUUCGGGUGCUUUUGGUAAGGAGAAGUAUCUUCAUUAUGCCUUAAACGAGCCUGUCUACACACAUUUUACUUCUCCUAUUCGUCGGUAUGCUGAUGUAGUGGUUCAUAGAAUGCUGAACGCAGCACUCAAUCAUAAACGUAAAUACACGGAUAUAAAACGUAUAGCAUCUAACGUGAAUGACAUAGCAUGUGGUUACCAAAAGAAGCUUGUUCAAAAGAUUGCCUUCUCCUGCAACGAGAAGAGAACAAGAGCCAAGAGCGCAGAAGAUGCCGAUGCAAAACUUCAUUUGGCCAAUUAUCUAUACAAGUACGAAUAUGAGCAUGGUCCAAUCUAUAAAAAGGCAGUGGUGAUUAUGACAGGAAAGAGCAUGUUUGAAGUUUAUGUUGAAGAAUACGGGCUUGAGGCAAAGAUAUACAUGCAAAGUCUGCCUGUGCAUAAAUUCAGUUUUGACAAGAGUACGUUGCAACUGGUUAUAUUUUGGAAAAAGGAUACUCCAGUGACGAUGCAUAGCGAAGAAAAGGCUUAUGCACAAGUAAAAAUACGACAAGAUGAUCACAGUAGCGAUGAAGACGAAGGGGAAGACGAUGUAGAAGACGAUAUGGAGAAACUGUUACAAGAUAAUCUGGAAAACUUGAAGAUUUCAACACAAAAAAAGGGGAUCAAGAGUACAUCCGAUUUGAUCCCACCCGAGAUGAUUGAUGCUUCAGCAUGCACGCAAACCAUACAGAUGUUCUCUUUGAUUGAUGUUCGUAUCCAAGUGAAUAUAGAUGCAUCACCUCCCUUUAUUAAUGUUUAUCCAGUAAAUCCAUUUGCUGAGAAAUAA
Molecule: messenger RNA, 3063 nt
Organism: Rhizopus microsporus ATCC 52813
Lineage: Eukaryota; Fungi; Mucoromycota; Mucoromycetes; Mucorales; Rhizopodaceae
Product: RNB-domain-containing protein
Exons: 7
Coding region: 1-3063 (1020 amino acids)
Biological process (GO): mRNA catabolic process
Cellular component (GO): P-body; exosome (RNase complex)
Molecular function (GO): RNA binding; 3'-5'-RNA exonuclease activity
Source: RefSeq, a predicted model, not a curated record